AUGAGUCGUAUAAUCUCUGUUUCGCCGAUGGUUGCUACGAUGCAGAUAGGCGUGCACCCGCCAUCUCGUUUAUUCGGUUCAGCCACGGAUAUCGAACCAAUCCACAAGAUCCAUUUGAGAGGCGACAGAAAAGCAUCGAGUCCCGCACCCAGCUACACGGAAGAUAGCGCUAAUGGUAGAGAAUACGAGAUUGAGAAACUCGUCGACCACCGCAUGGCUGAUGGUGACGUCCUCCUCGACAACCCCGAGAAUUUCCCUGUAAGCGAAGCUGAAUUCUCUCAGCUCCUGUGUACCGCCAUACAAGUUACCGUCGUCCAGAUUCCCGCGGCUUGGGGCGUUAAAUCUGUGGUCACGGUUGGCCACAACUCUGGUGAGAUCGCGGCAGCCUAUGCUGCUUUCCUUGUGUCGGCCAAGGAGGCCAUUAUCGUGGCCUACUACCGUAACAAGGUGGUCAAGGACAUUAACACCGGCGGUGCCAUCAUGGCUAUCGGUCUUGGUGCCGAAGCGGUUGAGCCCUACCUGUCCGACGUCGCGGGCAAGGUGGUUAUUUACUGCUUGUCACAACUCGCCUUCUGGCGUCAGACUGAGCGGUGA
Molecule: messenger RNA, 594 nt
Organism: Anthostomella pinea
Lineage: Eukaryota; Fungi; Ascomycota; Sordariomycetes; Xylariales; Xylariaceae
Source: the annotation of a GenBank genome assembly